Spinacia oleracea (spinach) is the source of this 2299-nucleotide messenger RNA. RefSeq lists its product as uncharacterized. The transcript has 13 exons. The record is from RefSeq and is a predicted model, not a curated record. NCBI's taxonomy places the organism in Eukaryota, Viridiplantae, Streptophyta, Magnoliopsida, Caryophyllales, Amaranthaceae. Bases 268 to 2061 code for a protein of 597 amino acids.
AUUUAAUACUCACAUUGUCUCUCUCCUCCUUGUUAUUCUCUCUCCUCCUUCAAAGCAGUCCUUCUUCCUCGUGCUCCUCCUGCAGUGAAGACGAGCAAGAAAUUCAGAUUUCGGGAAUUUUGGGCAAAAAAUUCACACCUCCAUUUUCAAGACGAGCUAAAAAAUUCACACCUCCAUUUUCAAGACGAGCUAGGAUUGUUCGUUAAUUUGGUGAAUUCGUGAAAAGCAAUUGCGCUGGAGGAAGAAUUAUUUGUCAUCAAGAGGAAAAUGGGUAAACGUAAUGCUCCACUUCCAAAGGAGAAAAAAACAGAGGAAGACGUUGUUAAGGGAAAGGGCGUGUCUACAAGGGCAGGAGCACGAACGAGAACAACUGCAUGUGGACUAAAGGCAGUGGAAGGUUCUUCCAGUGGAAAGAAGAGAAAAGUCUAUGAUGCGGAGAUUAGUGGAGAGGAGGAGCCACGUACAGAGAGCAACGAUGACGAGGACGUCGUGUUCUACCUGGACCACCUGAAUGUUGUUCCUAGGCAAUGGUGUGUUAUGCCGAGGGUGGCUGUGUGGUCCCAAUCUGAUGUGGAUGCCCUGAUAGAGGCAGACAAGAAAGCUGGAGGUGACUAUGGAAGAACUCAGUCUGUUGAUGUUGCUUACGGCGAGAGACACCAUCCUCGAUUGCCAAGAGAUAUGCGGGGUUCCUACAUUGCAAAAGAGGUUCUGAAUGUUUUAACAAGCCGAUUUGAGAGAAUCGAGGAGCAAAUGCACAACCAAGGAGAGGUUUUAAGAAGUAUGAAACUUGAUUUGUCAAGAAUAGUAGGGGUGAGGGAACAAGAUAGUGGGUUGAAGGACACUCAAAGUGGAGGUACAAGUGGUGGUAGUGUGGGUGGUGUGGCUGUUUGCCCUGCUCUCGGAGGUACGCAGACAAUGAGGCCGACCACAAUUCCUACGGCCACUGCACAGCAGUUUGGAGUUCCGUCGCCGGUGGGUUUUGCACCGGCCUUUGGUUCAGCUCGGGGUAUUGGCACCCGAGGCUUUGGGUUCCCUCCUCCUUCCACUUCAGUCUCUCCAGUUUUGGUGAGUGAUCCUAUAACCCCUGGUCCUUCUUCUGCGGUUACCUCAGAUGUUCUUGGAUUUAUGGCUCCCUCUUCCUCUGAUUGUUCUGUCCCUACGAAAUCUAUGACCACGCUACAGACUGAAGUACAAUCUCCUGCUCAGAAGCCGGUAAUCACCACUGAAAUUUUAAAGGGAGUUUCACCUCUUAGGAGCUCCCGGAAGAGUCGUACUGAUAUGGAGAAGGAAUUGGUUGCUUUCAUCAAGGAGUGCCAGGGAAAUAGCAAGGAUGAAGGACCAGAGUUGAUUGAGUUCGAUGGUUUAUGUCUAAGCAAAUAUCAGAUGUAUCGAAUGGUAGCAAUGGAUGAGUAUGCGGGGAUAGAAUACGUCAAAGUGGCUAGUAAGAUGUAUACUAGCAGGUGGAAGGCAGAAUUGGGUGCCGGUAGAGGACGAAGUGUAAUGCUUGAACCUGGUUUCGGGGUUAAGGUACAAACAAACGAACCCCCUCAGUCUCUUGUAGCCCCAUUCGGUGCCCCCUUUGAAAACCUCGUCAUUCGGGAAAUGUUUGUGGUUGUAGUACCCGUGUUGCACAUGUACUUCACACUUCCACCGCACACACGUUGGUAUUGUGUUGCAUUAUCCAUGAAGGAUAAGCGGAUUUGGGUCCUUGAUCCUACAUCAGACGAGCCUUUGUCUGAGCACGGUCGUCUGAUUAGCCACAUGUUCAAGUACUUGGACACCCUGUUUUACUUUAAAGACGAGUCAUGGGUAAAGGAUGGACUGAGUGGAUGGGGGGUUGACCUUGUUUCUGUCCCACCAAGCGAUGAUGUGUCAAGUUGUGUUGUAAUGCUAGCAUGGAUAAAGGACAUAGUCCAACGCAACAAAAUUUCUCCCACAUUCCAACCGGGUGCAAUAGAGGAUGCAAGGGUAUCACUUGCUGUUGAUGACAUCUUGUGCGAGUUGAAUGUGAGGAGACCUGAGGUGUACGACCUUAUUUCUGGGAGGCAAGUCCGUGUGUAGACCGUGUUUACGUGCUUGAACUUAAGUUUUUGGAUGUAAUUUGGAUGUAUUUUGGAUGUAUUUCGGCAACUCUGUUGCAUUUGAAUUCUGGUACUUAGUUUGGAAGUUAGUUUGGAAGUUUGUGUGGAAGUUAGUUUAUGACCAAACAUUUGAUGUUGUAUGUUUAUAUUUCUACUGUGAACUAAGGGGUCUUUUGUUUUAAAGGAAUCCAGGUAGAAAUAAGAUAUUUAUGCGCCAA